Messenger RNA from Cercocebus atys (sooty mangabey), 2691 nucleotides. It is a transcript of the gene TMEM17, whose product is annotated as transmembrane protein 17. The record is from RefSeq and is a predicted model, not a curated record. The coding region runs from base 1111 to 1707 and encodes 198 amino acids. Lineage: Eukaryota; Metazoa; Chordata; Mammalia; Primates; Cercopithecidae. Gene Ontology annotation, cellular component: ciliary transition zone. The transcript is spliced from 4 exons. Gene Ontology annotation, biological process: non-motile cilium assembly.
AAUAUAUAUAUAUUUGGAUUAGUCACACAAUAAAUGUUCCGAUUUAAAAAAAAAAAAGGCAAAACUCUCCUUUGCUGUUAGAAUUCAGGAAAGGUCAGUUAUGAGUGAGGAGGGAGUUUAGUGACUGAAAGGAAAUAGGAAGGGGGAGUUUCUGGGAAUAUUGUAACGUUUCUUGAACAGGGUGCUGACUAGACAUGCAGAUUUCAGUUUGUCUAUGUAUGUAUAUUACACUUAGUUUUUUUAAGUAAUAUAUCUUUAUAUGUUUAUUACUUACAAAUGGUAUACAAUUUUUCUGUAUGUAUAUUACUUAGUUUUAUUUAAGUAAUAUAUCUUAGAGAGAAAGCUAGAAAAUACAGAAGUGUUUAAAAAUUUUUGAAUCACCUACAAUCCCACUAUCCAGUGAUAACUACUGUUAAUAUUUUUUUCCAGUUUUUUUUUUUUUGAAGUCAGUGUGCACAUGCUCUCUCCUCCCCUCCACUCAUACACAUAAAUUUUGCUAAAUUAGGUUUAUUCUCAUUUAGUUUUAUUUCUGCUUUAUUUUUACAUAAACUAUAUCAUUCAAUAUUCUUUGCAAGCAUUUUAUAAGCAGCUGAAACAUACUCCAUUGAAUGCAUAUGCUCCAGUACAUUUAAUCAGUUGCCCAUUGCUCUAUUUUCUUAUUAAAAAAUAAUCAGUCAUAGUAUCUCUCUCUCACACAUACCCCUACACCUCUAGACAUUCUUUAAGCUCUGCAUUCAUUCUCUAUUUCCCUCCAGAAAGGUUGUACCGAUUUACAGUUUCACUGGCAAGAUAUGAGGGCUCCUUGUAUCGCAGUCCAACCCCAGCUCAUUUAUUAGUAUAGGUUUGUUUUUAGGAUGGUCGGGCUCAAAGCAGAACUAAGAGAUCUGCCGUUUUGGACACGGCCGAGGCGCGCGGCUCCCGGGGCCUGGAACGCGCUCUGAGUACGCCGGUCCCUUCAAGGUUGCGCGGGCUCCCGACGAGACCCGGCCCAGCCGGGCACCCCCGCGCGCUCCCGGAUCUCGCCGGCCGGUUGCCAUGAGAACCACGGAGCCUCGGAACGCCCGCAGACUAGCCUGUAUCUGAGGGGGCGAGGGAUACCGAGGCCCAGGCAUGGAGCUGCCGGAUCCGGUGCGCCAGCGGCUGGGAAACUUCAGCCGGGCUGUGUUCACUGAUUCCAAUCGGACCGGUCCGGAGUACAGUGAGGGUCCCGAAAAUGAAAUGGUCUCCAGUUUGGCAUUGCAGAUGUCACUUUAUUUUAAUACCUACUAUUUCCCACUGUGGUGGGUGAGCAGCAUUAUGAUGCUUCACAUGAAGUAUUCAAUCUUGCCUGAUUACUACAAAUUCAUUGUGAUCACUGUUAUCAUCCUAAUAACCUUAAUUGAAGCCAUCCGGUUGUAUCUGGGCUACAUGGGUAACCUACAGGAAAAGGUUCCUGAGUUGGCUGGCUUUUGGCUUUUGAGCCUUCUAUUGCAGUUACCUUUAAUUCUUUUCUUGCUCUUUAAUGAAGGCCUAACAAAUCUGCCCUUGGAAAAAGCGAUACAUAUCAUCUUCACUCUCUUCCUUGCUUUCCAAGUUGUUGCAGCAUUUCUUACCUUAAGGAAAAUGGUUAAUCAGUUGGCAGUUCGUUUCCACCUCCAAGACUUUGACCGGCUCUCUGCAAACAGAGGAGACAUGAGAAGGAUGAGGUCAUGUAUAGAAGAGAUCUGACCCAGUGUUGAGUGAAAAUCUGGCAGAUCAUUCUAGAAGACUGUAAGAGUUAGGAAAGUAUCAGAGCUCUAAUAUGAGAAAAGGGACAAAGCAAUUGUUUUGUAUACACUCUCACUCUGAAAUUCCAAGGUUGGGGGCAAUGAUGAAACUUUGUACAAUGUAUGAAUCAGUAUAUUAGCCCCAAAACCUAGAUGUUGUCCACCUGAUGCCAAAUUUCUUAAUGUUUUUUGAUGUUGUCUUUUUCAGGAGUGUAGAAAUGUAUGUAUUGGUGGUUGUCAUUUGCCAGCUCUCCUGUAGUAAUUCUGGUUAGAAUCUGUAACUAGAGAUGUGUCCAUUUCUUUAAAACUUGUUGGUUGUCCGUGUCUUGGCUGUACAUAUGACCAUGUUUCUUGACAUGGAAAUGCCAGUCAAUGUUCCUAUGCAUCUGACUAUAUUUAUAAACCAAGAGACCCGCCAGGCGCGGUGACUCACACCUGUAAUCCAACAACUUGGGAAGCCAAAGGGGGGUGGAUCACGAGGUCAGGAGAUCGAGACCAUCCUGGCUAACACGGUGAAACCCCAUCUCUACUAAAAAUACAAAAAAAAAAAUUAGCCAGGUGUGGUGGCGGGCACCUGUAGUCCCAGCUACUUGGGAGGCUAAGGCAGGAGAAUGGCGUGAACCCGGGAGGCGGAGCUUGCAGUGAGCCAAGAUCAAGCCACUGCACUCUAGCCUGGGCAGCAGAGCGAGACUCUGUCUCAAAAAAAUAAAUAAAUAAAAAAUAAACCAAGAGACCAAAUUUUCAUGUCUGCUAGGGUUAAAUUCUAACCCUAAUAUUAGCUGUUAUACUGAGAUUAAGAAGAAAACAGGUGGAUUGCCUUGGUAUUUAGGAAAUAUUUUUGUUAUAAAAUUAUAACUUUCAUAAAACCAUAUUCAGUAUUUGUAAUGGUGGUAUAUAAAAUGCUUUUACAAUAAAUUAUUAAAUAUUUAAGGUAUCAACAACAGAU